UCUGGGGUGCCCGCUGGCUUCCACGAUGAUUCUAUGUGGAGAGUGUCGACAGCUGACUCUAUGACAGCUGGCUUCGUAUCAUUAAACAAUGACACGAAAACGCUGAGACUCGUGGGUCGAACGGGUCGCUAAUCGUUUCGUGGUCACACGUUCAAAAUGGAGCAAAAAAAACAGGCAAAAUUUGAUGACAUUUUCAAUUUUACAAAAUAGACUUAAGCCAGGCUGUUCGGCGCGACGAACGAUAUCUAAGUGCCCUAUUGUCGUCCUUCAACGCGUGAUAUGAAUUUUGCAGUUGAAGUUCUGAUGCAGUGUUAAAAGACGUGACAAAUCUGUGCGGACUCAAGUCUAUGAGUGGGUUGGAUACAAUCUAGGUUCGCAUCGUAUUGGCGUAACGUCUUACUUGAGAUUAACUACAAAGGUUUCGAAACAAUGACAAGAGGAGUGUCUACUAUUCAGACUAUCACGCUACGACUCCUGUUGGGGGCGCUGACGGUGAUGGCUCGCAUAUCUGAUUAUGUACUAUUCCCGCUGAUCUCGGCCUUUCGACACGGUUUGUGGAAAGCCACAAUACCACCGAUUAAUGAUCGAUUAUUGCUAAUGAGCGCUACAGAAAUCGCAGACAAGAUUCGCUCGAGAGAGCUGACGAGCGAACAUGUUGUUGGUUCGUUUAUCAGAAGACUUCGCAAUAUCAACCCGAUACUGAAUGCAGUCACCGAUGAAAGAUACCAGAAUGCAAUCGAGGACGCUCGAAAAGUGGAUGAAUUGUUGGACUCCUGCAGAGGAGAUACCGUUCGCCUUGAAGAAUUGAGACAAACAAAACCAUUCUUAGGGGUACCAAUAACGACAAAGAACGCUCUGGCGGUCAAGGAUCUCGGUCAUGAAUCGGGAUUGUAUAUACGCCGUGGCAUCAAGGCCACCGAGGAUUCGGUUGUGAUGGGUGCUGUCCGCGCGGCAGGUGCCAUUCCUCUUGCAGUUACCAACACUCCUGAACUUUGUCUCUGGCUAGAAAGUAGAAACAAACUUUUCGGCACAACUCGCAAUCCUUACGAUACUAGAAGAACCUGCGGAGGCUCAAGUGGCGGGGAAGGUGCUAUUCUAUCGGCCUGUGGCUCCCCGCUUGGAGUAGGCACUGACAUCGCCGGCAGUAUUCGAAUACCGUCAUUCUACAAUGGACUAUUUGGACUCAAGCCGACAAUACAUACUGUGGACACUACUGGACACUAUCCAAUGGCAGGAGAUAUUCUGGCCCCGCUGCUGACGGCCGGUCCGAUGUGCAAGCAUGCCAGAGACCUUCGACCACUACUAGCUCAAAUUGUCGGACCAGAAAAUGCUAAAAGGAUGGCUUUGAACGAGAGCCCUGAUCUUUCUGUCCUCAAGGUAUACUACAUGGAGGAUCUUAACUGUCCCAUCAUUCCGGCAAGUACCUCUGAGCUACGCCGGUGGACCCACAAGGUUGCUGACUUUAUUGCUACAUUUUCAAAAUCAGUCACGCUUCAAUUACCAGCGGGGCAAUCGAUUAGUACAGGAAUGGCGAAAGCAACCCAAAUCUAUAUCGCCUAUCUUGCCAAGGCUGAUAUACCGACCUUCGCGGAAGAGCUUACAAUGCGCAAGGGCAAAAUUCAUCCAGGACGCGAACUUAUAAAGUGGGCCUUAGGCAUGUCGAAGCACAACUUUCCAGCCCUAAUCGUCACCCUUAUGGAGUUAAUUAUAGCUGGACACCGGAAUUCACCUAUUACGAACUACUUCUAUAAUCUAAGCAAGAAGAUGGAAAAGGAACUAGAAGUGCUUCUGGAGGAUGCCAUUCUUGUCACACCUACUCUUCCUGAUGUUGCCCCAUUUCAUGGACUAACCGUUCUUCGUCCUGGAAUCUUGGGAACAACUGGUAUUUGGAACAUCUUGGGUUUUCCUGCACUCACAGUUCCAUUGGGCCUCAACUCGCAAGGGAUGCCCCUCGGCGUCACAGUCGUGGCUGGAAAAAUGAAGGAUAACGUUUGCUGUCAGGUGGCAAUUGAACUUGAAAAGGAGUUUAAGGGUUGGAGACCUCCCUGCGAAGUCAAUAUUCAUUAGCCAUCUCCGCAGACGAGGUUCCACUACCAUUCACUCCUGGGCGCGUUCUCGGCGACAACCUCAUAUUCUAGUCCAACAUCGGAUAAUUUUUUAGUAAAUCGAAUCAUUACAAAAGUGUAUGACUGACCAAUAACGCGCAGUUAUUCGUGAGGCCCAAAUGGAACCUAUACAGCAGAUAAGAAUUCUCUACGCUUCUUAUUAACUAGAACACGUCAGAAAUCAAUUGUGAUGUACCAGUUUGCGACCCGUUCGUAUUGACGAAUUCAGAACGGAGAUUCAUGCGCCGUCCAUUGAUCGAACGCAGAAUGAUAAAUGAAGUAACAAAACGGGAUUUUUAUUUAAUGAGCAAAUACAGUAUAUAUGCAAUUUUUAAUUGCAAAAUAGAUUGGAAGAACCUAGCUACCUUGAAUUUUGCGAUUCCUUUUUAUUGGUUAAGGCAAAAUUAGCGUAAUACGAGGUUGUUCCCAUAUUUCUGAGUUUGUUUAUGAGAGAUGAACGUCUUCGAUUUUGGCAGAACUUAAAAGGCAAGCUAUUCGAGGAACAACCUAUUUGUUGUAGAAUUUACUGUUUAGAAAGUUGUCAAUAGUAAUAAUGACAAUAAUAAAAAAUAAACUUAUUUAUUCUACUGUGAAGUUA
This is a messenger RNA of Varroa destructor (honeybee mite), 2703 nucleotides long. RefSeq names its product fatty-acid amide hydrolase 2-A-like. The record is from RefSeq and is a predicted model, not a curated record. Lineage: Eukaryota; Metazoa; Arthropoda; Arachnida; Mesostigmata; Varroidae. Gene Ontology annotation, cellular component: endomembrane system.